AGGAAAGAAAAAGGAGUAGUAGUACCAUACGUAUAUUGCGUUUUCGUAUUCGUACUCACGUUCGAUUUCUUAUUUACUCGUUCCUUUCUUCUUCGUUAGCUUCUUCUUUAUUCGUUCGUUCAUUCGUCCAUGACGUGCUGCUGGACAAAGGCAGUGGAAAUCGAGCGUUACCGGUUAACCUUCCUCCCAUCUCCGUUACCUGAGAUAUAAUCCAAAAAUAAUAAGAUCAAAAAAGACGUGUACUCGGCAGGUACGAGGGUUCGAAAAGAUCGUCGAUUGGAUAAAGCCGGAAAGUGAGUCAAAGCAACGUCGCCAUUUUCAUCUGUAAAGAAAAAUAAUUGUAAAACGUUGGAUCGGCCUGGAAGAUUGAAAGAUAAUUAAUUAUUAAAGGUGCAUUCGAUUUAGUUUACCGUAUAAUUCUGAUUAGAAGUAAGAAAAAAGAAAACAGAUAAAGAGGGAAAGCGAAAGGAAGAGUAAUUACAGGAUGUCUUUCGGUACUAAUCGAUUUCCUUCGAGCCAACACACGCGUUAUCGCAGCAGUUGGGGACCGUCUUCCGUUUCCGUGUUCGAUCGUGCAGACGUACCUAGGCCAUCUCCCGAAGAAGAGGAAUACGCCGAAUUUUAUCACGAACGAUUGCAUUCGGCUCAGAGCAGGCAACUGAUUCCGCUUCAGGAAGAUUUAGCCGACUGGAUCAACAAGACUAUAAACGUCGAUUAUAUAACGGGUGAAAAUUUUUUCGACACAUUGGAUAAUGGCGUGGUUGUUUGCCGAUUGGCUAAAGUUAUACAGGAAAAAGCUAGAUCGGCUAUCGAUGCUGGAAAAGCGAAAGGGCCAAUACCGGUGAUUAGAGGACGUUGUUGGGAAAAUGCAGCGAGACGUAGCUUCUUCUCGCGCGACAACAUGGAAAAUUUUAUACAAUUUUGUCGUCGAUUAGGGGUACAUGAAAAUCUUCUAUUCGAAAGCGACGAUCUUGUCUUACAUGGUCAACCUCGGAACGUAGUACUCUGUUUAUUGGAAGUUGCAAGAUUAGCAGCAAGGUAUUCCUUGGAACCACCUGGUCUCGUCCAAUUGGAAAGAGAAAUCGCUGAACAAGAACAAGAUUUGCGUUGUCUUUCGGACAGCGGAAUUUCUCAUAGCAGUCUCGUUUCCUGGCAAUUCGCUCCUUCGAAAAUGUCAACGCUUCGACCGCAAACGGAAAAGAUUAAACACAGUAGUUCAACGUCUGAAGUGGCAGAGAUGACGACUGGUUGGUUGGAUCCGACAACGGGUAAUAAUCACGAGCCUGAAAUGAGACGAUCGAUUAGCGAUAAUGGGCCAGCCGGUAGCGAUGGAAUAAAUAGCGAUACCACGGAAGAUGAUUGGUCACGUGGUAGCGUUGAUGAUCCCGAUGACGUUACUUCGCCAUUACCCUCGUUAACUAGUUCACCAUCUCCAACCCAAUCACCUGCAGAUCCUCCGGAAUAUGCCGGACCUAUCACUGAACUCGAUCGCAAGGUGCGACGAGUUACGGAAGCUGUACAGAGGCUUUGCCAAUGUCCGUCUGGUAAAUGUUCCAGAUUGAAAGUACGAAAAGUUGGAGAAGGCCGAUAUCACAUAGCAGGACGCAACGUAUUCAUUAGGCUUUUGAAAGGAAGACACAUGAUGGUGAGAGUGGGCGGUGGGUGGGACACCUUGGAGCACUUCUUGGCGAGGCAUGACCCCUGUCAGGUGAGGGCUCUCAACCAAGAUGGUACACCACCCCCUACCCCAUCGUCUAUUUCAAAAGGCAGAAAGCACCGCGACAAUGACUUCCUACGCAUUCACGCCAAGUAUCGUGGUAUUUCCUUGGAACCCGUCCCCAUAUCUGUCUCCGGGCGCUAGCCUAAAAGCCAACAUCAACGGCAACGCCAGCAGCAAGCACGGCAUCAUCGCUCGCACUCCUCGACCCUGCAUAUCACGUAAUAAGGGCUACACAGUACUAAUUUAAAGUAGUCAACUAUGCCAUCUUUCAAAGCUACUACACUUUACUUGUCAGUUUUCUUUCUCUCUCUCUCUCUCUCUUUUCCUUUCUUUAGUUUUUUGUUGUUUACACAAACCCACGCGUAAGUACACCCUUCUGUGCAUUUCUAUUUCACUUCACUUCACUUUCACGUCAAAUUGCAAAAGUGUGUUAAAUUAUGCGUGCUGUGUACUAAUUCAUUGAUUACGAUUUGAUUGAUAACGCGGGAAGAAAAAAAAAACAAGUGAUGUAAUAGUUCGUCGCCUCGUAUCGCUUUUGUUUUACGGGAAAAAAAAAACGUUAGUAUUUUGUAUACUACUAACGUAUUUCAUUUUCUAGGAAUUUACAUUUUCACUAGAAAAUGCAAUGGUUGUCCAUGAAAUCCAUACGUUCCUACUAUAUCUCUUUGUAGGUGUUGUUAGUUCGACGCCUGAAUUUAUCAUAACAUGGAGAACAUUAUUAAUAUGUUAAGGUAUGUUUAAACAGUAUUUAGUUUAAAGUCAAGAUAUUUAUAUAAAUAUGAUUAGAUGUUAUAAGGAAAACAUCGUUUCUGUAAUCAGUUGUCCGAGCUUAUGAAAUCGGCCUAGAAAAGUAUGUAUGUGAGUUAUCGUUGGAAAUCGAGCCAGUUUAGAAAAUAAAAAAAAGACAUACGUAUUUCUUAACGAUAUUAACAAUGAAUGAAUUUCUUUUUUAACUAUUCAAAAACACAGUAGGUCUUUUUGAAUCCAACGUUGAAACUUAUCUUUCUUUCGUUCAUUUCACGUUUGUAAACUUUUUCAGCUUUUAGAAUAGGGUUUCGUGAACUUGAAAGAAGAUUAAUAAAAAAAAGAAAAAAUUAACAAAAAAAAGAAAAAAAAAA
Polistes dominula (European paper wasp) is the source of this 2838-nucleotide messenger RNA. Its product is annotated as growth arrest-specific protein 2. Gene Ontology annotation, molecular function: cytoskeletal adaptor activity; actin filament binding; microtubule binding. The record is from RefSeq and is a predicted model, not a curated record. Gene Ontology annotation, cellular component: actin filament. Lineage: Eukaryota; Metazoa; Arthropoda; Insecta; Hymenoptera; Vespidae. Gene Ontology annotation, biological process: actin crosslink formation.